Messenger RNA from Cynara cardunculus var. scolymus (artichoke), 933 nucleotides. RefSeq lists its product as uncharacterized. Bases 491 to 802 code for a protein of 103 amino acids. The record is from RefSeq and is a predicted model, not a curated record. NCBI's taxonomy places the organism in Eukaryota, Viridiplantae, Streptophyta, Magnoliopsida, Asterales, Asteraceae. The transcript has 3 exons.
ACACACACACUCUCUCUCUCUCCAUGGGUUCCCGCUUUUUUCUUUGAUUUCGCCUAUCCACUGCCUUCUUUCACCUGCAUUUGCUGAUUCGGUACCCUACCAUCCUUCUUCAAUCUUGGUUAUCAUUAUGAAUCUUGUACGUUUUGAUGAAUCGAUCGCCACCGGUCAUAGUAAUCGUCCAGAUGUAUGCGAUUUGUUUAGUAUGCGUCUUCUUGAUGGACAUCGAUCUUAUCAUUUACGGGGUUCUACUUUUGAUUGGCGAAUAGGUUUAGUUCACGUUUUCUUGGAUCGAUCGCCACUGGUCCUUGAGGUUAUCACAAAGCCAAGAUUCGUCUCAGAUAGACAAGAUUUGAUGAUUAUACAGUAUCUUGAUGGACAAGAUUUUAGUCGUACGUCUUCUUGAUGGACAAGAUUUGAUGAUUAUACGCCAUCGCCACUGGUCCUUGAGGUUAUCACAAAGCCAAGAUUCAUCUCAGAUAGACAAGGUUUGAUGAUUAUACGUCUUCUUGAUGGACAAGAUUUAAUGUCUGUGUUAAGUUCGUGUGCUGUUGGUUCGAUCGCUUCGUUGUGGUUCCUGCAAAGCCAAGAUUCAGAAACUUGUUCUGAGAUGGACAAGGUUUGGAUAAUCAUACGUCUCCUCUGUGAUAUUAUUACCCAUCRUUUUCUACUAAUCAUGUACUUGAGUUCUUUUACGUUUGCAGUGGGUGAUGACUCUCCAUCAGUUUGGUUCUCUUCUUGCACGCUUCUGUUUGUAGUCAUAUGCGUGGAUAUCUUCAGCGCAUGCACAGGUGUUUCACAAUGAUUGAUUGAAGAAUAGGUGUUUGAUCGAACAUCUUUGUUUAGGAUUUGUAUUGGCGAUGCAUGAAGUGUUGAUGUAUAGAUCAGGCAAGACUGCAGCAGGUACUGAUUUGCAUUUGUAUAAUGGCCUUGCCA